Messenger RNA from Oppiella nova, 1048 nucleotides. The record is from the annotation of a GenBank genome assembly. Lineage: Eukaryota; Metazoa; Arthropoda; Arachnida; Sarcoptiformes; Oppiidae.
AUGUCUCGCAUUAUGUGUGCAUUGAUUGCCACCAAAAGUCGUUUACUUCACAACACUUCACAUCAUUUGCAGACAAAUCAGUAUUUAUUAAAAACAUUAACUUUAACUUUAUUUAUACUUUUUGCACACUUUUAUAAUACUAAUACUAAUACUAAUACUUAUUUUGAAAACUUAUUACUAUAAAUGUCUCUAAUUAUGCCAAUCAAUGAUAUAUUAUACGACAAUAAAUGCGACAGCGAUUCGGGUUUCAUAUGAUUUAUUGAUUAGCAAAAAGUGGUAUAAAUGCAAACGAUUGGUGCAAAUGUUGGGCCAAAAGGUGUCCGUCGAUGGCCUUAAUAUACACUACGAAAGGGUUGGCACCGGAAAGCACACCGUUUUGCUACUUCCCGGAGCUCUCGGCUCCACUCGAACCGACUUUACGCCACAACUGGAGGGUAUGGACCGCAAGAGGUUUACUUUGAUCGCAUGGGACCCACCGGGAUAUGGAUUCAGUCGACCACCGGAACGGGAUUUCAAUGACUUUUACCGCAAAGACGCCAAAAUAGCCGCACAACUCAUGAGGACAUUGGGUGAGGACAAGUACUCUCUGGUGGGUUGGAGUGACGGCGGCAUCACUUCACUCAUCAUUGCGGCCGCGAAUCCCCUAAAUGUACAAAAACUGGUGGUUUUCGGAGCCAAUGCCUACAUCUCCGCAGAAGACAAACGACUGAUUCGUGAGAUCCAAGACUUAAACAAAUGGCACCCAAAGGCCCGACAGGUUUACGCCGACGUCUACGGAGCCGACACUUUCGCCAAACUUUGGGAAUCAUUCGUCGAGUAUUACUGCAAAAUGGAUGACAUUUGUAGGGAUGACCUGAAGGCCAUCAAACAGUCGACCCUUAUAUUACACGGAGAUCUGGACCCUUUGGUUGCUAAGGAGCACCCAAAGUAUCUGUUGGACAACAUAUCGGACUCAACGAUCCAUCGAUUUCCUAAAGGGAGGCAUAAUAUUCAUCACAAGUAUAGCGAAGAGUUCAACAAAAUUGUGGAAAAGUUUUUGAUUCAAUAA